AUGACGACGACCAACAGAAAGGCGCGGACGGCCUUUGUCACCGGCGCGACGGGCUUCCUUGGGCGGCACCUCGUCGAGUCGCUCCAGCGCAAUGGCUGGCGCAUCGUUGCCAUGCACCGACCGGGCUCCAACGUCAAAGUGCUAUUGGAUCUCGGCGUUCAGUGCGUUGUCGCCGACCUCCAAGACCCCGCUUCGAUCGCAGCGAUAUUGCCGAACGAGGUCGACGCCGUCUUCCACGUCGCUGCCAACACGACGUUGUGGCGCGCCAGGCAUGCUGAGCAGUGGCGCGACAACGUCGUUGGUACCAAGGCCAUGUGCGAAGCUGCCUUGCAGCAGCAUGCCAAGCGCUUCGUCUUUGUAAGCUCCGUCGCCGCGUACGGCUACCGCGGCGAUACAAUCAACGAAGCAACACCGCAGGAAGGAAACAUUGCGCCCAUCAACUAUUCGCGGUCCAAGGCCGCGGCCGAGGUCGAAGUGCGGGCGGCGAUCGCGCAGGGGCUUGCCGCCGUCAUCAUCAACCCGGCGCACAUCCUCGGGGCGCACGACCCAAGCAACUGGGCGCGCAUCUUCAAAAUGGUGGCGCGUGACGAGCUGACGGGUAUCCCGCCCGGCACGGGCUCCUUCUGCUACGCACCGUAUGUGGCCGACGCGAUAGUGGCGGCAGCCGACCGAGGCCAAGUCGGCCACAACUACCUUCUCAAAGGUCCCGAUGCGUCGUUUUUGGAGCUGAUCCAGGUAGCAGCGACGCAACUGGGCAAGGUUGAGACGCGCCAGCCGCUCCCGGCCUUUGUGCUGCGUUUAGUCGGCCGCGUGAACGAAGCGGUGGCGUACUUUACGGGCCGGGAGCCCGACAUCACGUACGAGGGCGCGCUCUUGGUGUGCUUGCACGCGCACAUCGAGACGACCAAAGCGGACGACGAGCUCGGGUACAAGCAAAUGCCGUUGGCCGAGAGCGUCGCCAAGACGAUCGCGUGGCUGCGUGAGACCAACCAGUGCUAA
Molecule: messenger RNA, 999 nt
Organism: Saprolegnia parasitica CBS 223.65
Lineage: Eukaryota; Oomycota; Saprolegniomycetes; Saprolegniales; Saprolegniaceae
Exons: 1
Coding region: 1-999 (332 amino acids)
Source: RefSeq, a predicted model, not a curated record